Medioppia subpectinata is the source of this 2796-nucleotide messenger RNA. NCBI's taxonomy places the organism in Eukaryota, Metazoa, Arthropoda, Arachnida, Sarcoptiformes, Oppiidae. The record is from the annotation of a GenBank genome assembly.
AUGCCUGUGUCUGUCCAGCGCUUGACCACUAGGCGUAGGUCAAGAUCGGCCGAUCCCGGGGCGCGACGAACACGCGGUGCCGCAGCGGUGAGCGCGCGAUCGCUGUCACGCCGUAGACCCGACAACACGCGGGCCGCUAAUGCGAUGGACGUGUAUGAGGCGCAGCAGUGGUGCCAAACAUUGGCCACAGUAUACCCAUCGCCGGUGCCCAGUGGGCAACUGCCGCGCCUAUGGCUGGCCGUACGGAAAAGACCGCUAAACGGGGCCGAAAGUGCGCGCAAGUGUUGCGAUGUGGUGUCGGUGUUAAACGGCCGGUCCGUUUUGGUCGACAACUGGCACCUCACGGGAUACCCCACACAUCACUUUAGGUUUGAUCACGCCUUCGACGAGAGGGCCGACACCGGACGUGUCUACGCCCACACCGUUCGCCCGUUAAUUGAAACCCUGUUUGCCGGCGAAAUGGCCACGUGUUUGGCGUACGGCGUGACCGGCGCCGGGAAGACGCACACAAUGGGCGGUCACUUUCGGGCCAACGGCGAUCAGAUGGCCGGCGAUGGUGUUUACGCGUUGGCCGCCGCGGAUGUGCUCUCACGACUCCGGGCGCCCGAAUACAGGACGAAAAAUAUGAACGCGAUGGAUUUAUUAAACUACAAUACAAAGCUCCGGGUGGUGGCGGACAGUGGCCGACCUGUCCAAGUGAUUGGCCUACGGGAGUGUUGCGUCUAUAGCGUUGAAAAAGUGCUUUAUUACGUAAAAAUGGGCACAAAAUUACGCAACUGUUGCUCAACGUCGGCGAACCGGCAGUCGUCCCGAUCGCACGCCAUCUUUCAAAUAAAGUUGAGCGAAGAUGGGAUCGCACUGACCGGUCGGCUAUCGCUUGUGGACUUGGCUGGGGUUGAGAGGGGCGGCGCCUACGACACCGGCUAUCAGUACAAUCGGCAAACCAUCGCAGAGACGGCCGAUAUUAACAAAUCACUUAAAGACCUCAAUGAGUGUAUCCGUGAGUUGGGCCGACCGGACGUUCAACGCCUGGCAUCCCGGGGCCACACUUUGACCCGUGUGUUGCGCGACUCGUUCACCGGCAAUAACAGCCGCAUUUGUAUGAUUGCAAUGAUUUCGCCGACAAUGCAAUCGUGUGAACACACGUUGAAUACUCUUCGAUAUGUGGAUGGCUUGAUAGGGCUCCGGGCGGACAGUAGUAGUCCCGUUCCCGUCAACGGUACCGAUGAGAACAUUGAAAGUAAUUGUUUUAUAUGUGUCUAUUCGGAGAACCCAUUAUUACCCGAUAGCCGCAGAGCACCCGUACCUACACAACACCUUUGGACACCGGUUUACUCCCGAGUAUUCAAAAGGCAACAUAUAAAGAAAGACGCCACUGGAUUCUUCUCGUAUUUCUAUAACCCGUCGGUACCUACACGUCGCGGACGACCCCCAACGUUAAUACCCGACUGGUUAUUUCCCGAUAUACCCGUUUCGGUAAAUUCAAGAAGCAAUUUACCCGUAUAUCGCGCAUUACGCAACAACAUGGCGGCCAACACCCCGAAGCUUGACCGCUACUCUGGCGAUGGCAAGAUGAGCCCCGAAGACUGGUUCAACGUCUUUGACAUCGUCCUGUUAUCCGCAAACAUUGUCGACGACAAAGAUAAGGUGACAAAACUUAUCUCAUAUCUCAGUGGCGACGCAUUCGUAUACUACGGUAAACUGGUCGCCGGCCGGCUGGCCACAAUCACGUGGGCCGAAGUCAGAGCGGCCUAUAUCAAGAAAUUUGCGUCACCCGCACCGGCGCCCCUAUUGCAAGCCUCGAAAAUGCAAAAAUGCAAUCAAACCAUUGAAGAGUAUUUCAAAGCGAUGACCAAACUAUUGGACAAAACGUCGGCCACCGAUGAAGAGCGCAUCGAUAUGCUGACCAAUGGUUUGCCGGACAGCUAUCAGGACCGCCUGAUAGGCAAAGAUAUCGAUACACCGGACAAAUGGCUUACAAUUUGUACUAAAUUCGAGUACAAGUUCAACGCAAAGGCCGGCCCGAAGCCGAGCACCUCUGGCCACACAUCCGGAUCGCAAUCAAAGCAUCAACACAGUGCUCACUGCACAGUUGAUCACUGCCCGGAUGUAAAGCGCAAUAAACAAACUGAACGCAAACAGUUUGACACAUCGAAGGCCUGCCCUUACGAUUGCCGACACUGCAAAGCAAAGGGCAUCUCUAUUAAGCACUGGCACCGCGAGUGCCCUAACCGGCCGUCAACCCCACCGUCGGAACGACGGGCCGAUCAACAAAAUAGCACUCAUCUCUCACUGAUGAGUGACAACAAUGUCCUAAACCCAGAGGACACGCUGAUUACCAUUCCCGCGGCGAUCAACGGCGACAAAACAGUCGUUAUCUGUGACAGCGCCUCGACGUCAAAUCUGGUCUCGGAUUCGUUCGUGAGGACCGACGGUCUGCAGACACACAGCAUACCAUCGACAGACAUACGUCAAGUGUGCGGCGUCGCCCGUACGGACCGUGCGGCCACCUUCGAGCUGACCAUUAAUGGCAUCACAAAGACUGUCAACGCAAAGAUCAUCAAAGGGUUCCCGUAUUGCUGUCUAAUUGGCAUCCAAACCUGCGGUGCAUUCAAAAUUCACAUUGAUAUGGAGAACCGCACGGCCACUGUCGGCCGCCCCGCUCUUCCGCGGAAGGAGGAACAGACGCAAACGACUUCUCUCCCGAUAUCUAUCAUAAAACCGCCCGAAAAGCCGUGUUGCCACAUUCCCGGAAUCAACUCUAUCUCCGGAUUCGUUACCGAUACAGACAACUGA